AUGUCGCUCAAGGUCGCAUGGGGCGUCGUGUUCCCAAUACGUCUAAUAAUGAAGUUCGUAUGGAAAAUCGUAGAGAUGAACAUAACAGAGGACCCGAUGGAGAAACUGAAGAAGGCGUUUUCCGUUACUGCUCAAACGAGCACAAGUGCCACAGCACCAUCUGCGCCAAAACAAACGUCACAACCCAAACCACCAGUGCCGCCAAAACGACCGAAUCCCACAACGACGCCAGUGGCAACGACAGCAUCCAAACUCGACAACACGUCCAAGCACAAGAAAGACUAG
This is a messenger RNA of Haemonchus placei, 285 nucleotides long. The record is from the annotation of a GenBank genome assembly. NCBI's taxonomy places the organism in Eukaryota, Metazoa, Nematoda, Chromadorea, Rhabditida, Trichostrongylidae.